AGGAACCAAACGGAAGCAAAUGCACAGAGCAAACCGAACGAACGGGGAGGGAUCUACUUGAAUGUGUCCAAUAGAAACUCUCGUUUUCUUUUAAAACAGUUUCCUUUGCAAAACGUUUCGCAACAGACGAAACGUUUUGAAACGGAAUUUAAAACUAAUGAAUACACCAGUGAUAAUGGACCAGAUUUGAUAUUCAUGUAGGGCUACACAGCUGACCACGUUUUGUCACAUGCUUGUUGUUGUUCUGGUAGCCUAGUGCUUUUUUGAAUGGUCUGCACUCGAUGUAAACCUCUCUCCCAAUUCAGAGGCAUCGGAAUAAUAUUGUCUAGCUUCGGAUUUGUAAUUACAUGAUUCUUACAAUUAUUUAGGGCGUUUGACUCGAACGAUCGCGACGCGAAGGGGAGUCAAUCAAACACGCAUUGCGUCCCUUGUUUACCAACAUGACUGAGGACAAACAAAGCGUCACCGAGGAAAAUUUACAGGGUAAGUUCAUUGCUGUCUCGUAGUCUAUAAUGGCAUGGCAUGUUUCAUAAUUUUAAUAAAACGGACGGUAUGUUCGCAGUAUAGUCAGGAUGCCAUGCUUUUGUCGGUUUCAGGAGAUCUGUAGCCAACGUCAUUGUACAUAUGGUGAAACAGUGUUGCGCCGAGGGGACACAAUUCUAACGAUAUGAUUUGUUGCUACGUUGUAUCACAACAAUGUUUCUUCAGCGGUGGUAGAUCUAUGACGAAAGUCUGUAUUCCUCGUCUUGCCUGACUGUCCUACAGAUCAGACGGUAGGACAGGUAACGUUAGGCUAUAGGGCAGGCCUAUAACAUUGUCAGCAAGCUAAUGGGUAAUUGUGGUGAUGUAAAGUCGAUCUUGACCUCAGCGCAGUGUUCGGAAUGCGUAUUCUCAAUGCUGUAAUGAUGCUAUUUUUAGCAUUGUUCAAUGCAACAAUGAUAAGGAACACAACAAACCAGAUUCUGCCCAGCCGCCUGUUGUGUGCUUCUGGAUGAUGUAAUAAAGGGGAGGGGCUGAACGUCGCUUUUCUAUUGGAUAGCCAGCCUAUAAAGGGGAGGAGGGCUGAACACGUCUCUUUCCUAUUGGAUACACACAGGAAGGGAAAACGAGGGCAGAGAACAGGGAUCAUUGAGCUAUAAGGGGGGCACAGACUGCAGUGGGCCCUGGGCAGGUACUAUUUAAAGAACAAAACAUUUAGCAAUGGCUGACUGUGCCAUGCUAUCUAGGCUAAACACAUACACACACACCUCCUAAACCACUCCCACUGUACAUGAAGGCUGUUAAUACAUGCCUUAUGACUGUCAUUAUGAACUAUGUCUCAAUGUUCUGCACCAUUUUGUCAUGUUAAUUUUUCUUCUUUAAGGUUCCUGGGUGGAGCUGCACUUUAACAAUGGCAGCAGUGGUGGCUCACCAGCGCAUGGGGCUGCUGGGGUGGAGGAAGAGCAGGUGUCAGGCUCUGCCACUGAGGUACCAGGCUCUGGGUCAGGUGCCUCUGCCUCAGUCCACGGCGGAGACCUGAUGACGGCGUCGGUCCUGCCUGGGUCUCUCUCUGCCUCUACCCAGGGAGGUGACCUGAUUCCUGGGUCAGGUGCCUCUGCCUCAGUCCACGGCGGAGACCUGAUGACUGCGUCGGUCCUGCCUGGGUCUCUCUCUGCCUCUACCCAGGGAGGUGACCUGAUUCCUGGGUCAGGGUCAGUCCAGGGAGGGGUGGACUUGGAGAAGAUGUUGUUAGACGCCCAGCACGAGUCAGGGAGAAGCAGCUCCAGGGGCAGUGUGCCCUGCGACAGGUGCCCCUCUACCAAUCACAUGCCAUAUAGACCGUCACAUGACACAAUCAUUUUGAUUAGUCACCUGAACACAAAGGACUAAGAGAUAGGAGACACUGUCAUACAUUGGAGUUAUAAUACGGUAUGUACUAUAAUGACCUGUCACAUCUUCACCGUCGCUGACCUUCUAUCCUUCAUCUGUAUGAGUGCCUCUAUACAUUUCUAGAUCAGAUUAAUAGAUGAAGAACGUCAUGAUGAAAACACAAAGAGAUCCGUCAGAGGGGCUUUUCCCAAUACUUAUGUUGUCUCUCUCCGUCUGCGUCUUACCCCACCAGUCCUCCAAGACCCCAGACUCCUUUGCUCCGCCGGGGUUCAGAAGGACACAGCUCAGGAGAGAAGAACAGCUCACAGGUUUGGAGUCCUUAACCAGGGGCACCAUAGAUUCAAUAUAAUACCAUUCUAUUCAACUCUGUGUGGGGCACUAUCUCAAAGUAGUUGGUGAGGCACAGUGGGGUGGUUCAAAGGUUAUAAAACUAAAAAAGGUUAUAACCUAAUAUUUCAAGUUCUGCAAUAUAUUGUUUUUACAUUUCUAGUUUUUCACUCGGAGGUUGAGAGCAGAGCAGAAGACCAGUUUCCCGUUGUAACAAAUUGACAAAUAAAAAGUUGUUUUAUAUUCUGUUCCAGUCUGAAGAAGACUACCUAGAACGGAGACGUGAAGUGGAGAACCUGAUGAAGAAGAACGCAGACUGGAUCUGGGACUGGUCGAGUAGACCGGAGAACAUUCAACGCAAGUUAGUACCCCCUCAAUAUUUACCCUCCGUAUCCCAGACAGACGGGUCAUAUCUAUUCAUAUGUGUUUUCAAUUAAGUUCUGCUCAGCCCAGUUUAGAAUAGAAAAUAGUGAAUAUAAUUUAAUACAAAUUAUUUCAUUUACUCUAUACUAUUAUAUAAUUAAAUAGAAUAGAACAGAACUUGAUAUUCCUUUCUACCCAAACCACUUCCAGGGACAUUGUUAAUGUGCUCUCUGUCUUUUGGAUCCAGGGAGUUUGUGCUGAAGCAUCCUAAACGCUCCAACCCGCUCAGCAUCAGAAACACCAGCGUCAUGAAGAGCGGAGGUAUCUUCUCUGCCGAGUUCCUCAAGGUCUUCCUUCCGUCUCUGCUCAUAUCCCACGUACUGGCCGUCGGUCUGGGGUGAGUUUUGAUUUUUUUAAAACCUUUUGAAAACAAAGCUAAUUAUGAAGAAUGUAUUAUUCGUAAGGGUAAAAGAGCGGAACGUGAAAUAGAUCUGUUUUUAAUUUUCUCUUGUAUGUUUGCAUGGGAUCAAAUCUGCACAGAGACGACAGUAACACAAAUCUAGUUUGGUGAUCAGUGUACUAUUUUGUCCCAUCUCCACCAUAGAUACCAGGGGCAGCAGGUAGCCUAGCCGUUAGAGGGGCGAGUCAGCAACCGGUGGCCAGUUCGAAUCCCGGGUCCGACGGGAAUAAUCUGUUGGGAAGUGAGCUGGCAACCGGGAGGGGGGGGGUUGCUGGUAUCAGAUCCUAGAUGCCGGGGGGGGUUUGCUGGUAUCAGAUCCUAUAUGCCAUUGCCUGCCGUUGUGCCCUUGAGCAAUAAAGUGAUGUAAAUAGAAUUACAAGGCUAAACUAUAGUAUUUCUAUGAUCAACUAUAUCUACGUGCUGGAGAGUACACAGAGUAGACUAGAGGUGCAUUCUUGCAGGUGAGUGUUCAGUUUGUUCAGCUGUGCUGCUAAGGCCCCAGAUCCAGAUGGUAUUACUUUUUAUGGCCGCAGCUCACUGUGGAAAGAAUGGAAUGGGUGAUCCACUUUAGUCACCAAUCAAGAGUUUGAGCUGUGAGCCUCAUUGCACUAAAAAGUGUACACGGAGGGGGCGAAUGUCAAUGACAUGCAUGUCGAUCUCUACUGGCUCAAAGUUGAGGGAGAGAUUGACUGCAUCACUAUUGGUCUUUGUGCGAGGUGUUGAUGUGUUGAAGGUACCGAACGGUCUGUUCAAGCAGUUGGCACACCGUUCGGACACUCAUCGGUAUCACGCGACAUGCAACCAGAGAUCUCUUCACAGUCCCCAGGUCCAGAACAGAGGCUGGGAAACACACAGUUUUAAAUAGAGCCAUGACUACAUGGAACUCUCUGCCACCCCAGGUAACUCAAGCUGGCAAUAAAACCAGAUUCAAAAACACCUUACUGCACAAAGGGGGCUAUGAAGAGACAGACAUUUUUAUGCAUUUUGAUUUUUAUUGUGUGUGUGAUACGUGGUUGGGAUACGACUGUGAUAUGUGGUUGUCUCGCCUGGCUCUCUUAAGAUGAAUGCACUAGCUGUGGGUCUCUCUGAAUGGGAGCGUCUGCUAGAUGACAAAAUUGUAAUUUAGUGCUGUAUAUUAUGUAUUUUAUUUGUUGCGUUUCCUGUUUGGACCCCAGGAAGAGGAGCCGCAGCCUCGACAGCAGCUCAUUGGGGAUCCUAGUAAAUUUUUUUUUUAAAAAUACACUGGGGACUGUAGAGUGAAAAAUCUAAAGAAUGCCUUGCUGAUUUUCAAGAAACUCUUAACCACCGACAAAUAUAAGUGAAAUAUUGCACAAAAUAAAGUUGGCAACACAUGUACAAAACCGUAGGCCCAUGUACAAAACUGAACUAGUGUUUGAUGUUAUUUCCCCCUCUGUCCUCAGGGUGUACAUUGGGAGACGUCUCACUACCUCCGUGACCAAUACCUUCUAAAGGGGCAGUCCACUGGACUGGAACAACACCAUUAUUAUCUACCACUGCUGCUUGGCUUGAAGUGAUGCUU
Messenger RNA from Coregonus sp. 'balchen', 4559 nucleotides. NCBI's taxonomy places the organism in Eukaryota, Metazoa, Chordata, Actinopteri, Salmoniformes, Salmonidae. The record is from the annotation of a GenBank genome assembly.